UGAGUCAGCCAUGAUCGGUUUUGAGUUGAAUGAUUAGACUUGUUGUAGUCACUUGUAGGUAUGUUUCGAUGGCGAUUAUAGAUAAAGUAAGGCAAUUUCCAAAAUUAUGUAAGUUGUGUUGCUUGUUCAACUCCUGAAAAAUAAUUGUAUUGCUUACUCAUAGCCUUUAAUCUUUAUCAAUUUUUCCGUGAGAAAUAAUUUUGUAGUUCAAGGACUGACUUUUCUGUAAAAAGUAUUAAUUAUAAUUAAAGUACAUUAGAUAUGUAUAAAUUGUAUUUUAAUAAUAUAAUAUUUUGAUUUUUGCACGUAUUAAUGCAUGGCCAACUCAGUAUUGAAGAUUUUGAAGUUUUUUAUAGCCUAUAGCACAACCAAAAUUAAAAAAACUACCCUCAAUUCAAUUUCAGCUAAUCAUGUUUUAGAAAAUAACCAUAAUAUUAGUUUUGAUAUUAAUACAAACUUAUAAAUAUUAAAUACCUAAAAUAAAAUUUACAUUAAUUAGUUUUAGAAAAAUUACACAUACCCAAUGAAAUAAAGAAAAAUAAUUUUAAUGAUAUUUUAAAUGUUCAAACCAAUUUUAAAAAUAAUAUUUUAUAUCAAUACAUUUUAGAUAAUAAAUAAUAACCAAAUAAUUUAUAUUUCUUAACAUAUUUAUGUCUAAUUAUAACCAAUUUUAAAUAUUCUCUCCUAAAAUCAAUUAUUUCUAUAUUCUAUGUAAAAUAAGCAAUUUGUAAAAUUUUUUUUUCUAUGUAUUCCUUCAUUUAAUUUUUUAUAUUGAGUCCCAAUUUACAUUUUCUGUGAUAUACCUGAUGAUAAUUUUUUAAUGUGAAACUGGUUGUAUAAUAAACUUCUCAUAAUACUCCAGGCAAAGUAUUAAUUAAUGAAUUGAUUUAUUUCUACAUAUAAAUUAUUUAUUUAUAUAUUUAUGUACUAUAUUUAUUUACUUAAUUGAUUAAUAUUCUCCAAAAUUGUAUUAUAAAUAUAUGUUUGAUCAAAUGUAAGUUGAUUUUCAAUUAUUGACACAUUUUCAUUUUUAAGUUCUUUUUCAUAAUAUAUAGAACUAUUUAAAUUUGCUAUGUCAGUUUUUGGACUUCAGUGAGGUCUUGGUAUUUGAUAAUGUUUAAGAUCUUUUCCAAGCAGAGGUAUUAACUUAUCUUCUAUUAGAAUUAAAGUUUUAUUGUAAAUUAAAUCAUUAAACUUAGAAUCUGGAUCUACCAAUUUUUCUUUAUAUAAAACAUCAUCAGCUAAAAUAUUUGUAUGAUUCAAUCAUAAUUUUAAUGGGUUACUUAGCUGACAAUGUAUUUACAUAAUCUUAUUUUACAUGACAUGGUUCUUGUAAUGUAUUAUCAUAAUGCCCAUCAUCUGCUUUGUAAACAGAUUAAAAAUUAUAAUAAAUUAUACCAUUGAUAGUAUGUAAACUUAAAAAGCUGGCUUACGAUAUAAAUGGGGAUAGGUGCAGCCACUGUUAUAAGUAGGGUUUUAAAAUGUCAUAAAAUAUAUUACUAUGUUUAUUAAUUUAAGUAUUUAAUAUUGUAAAUUGUUUCAUAAUUAUUCAAAAUUAUAUUAUAUUUAUACAAUUAUAAUUUAUAAAUUAUAGUAGUGCAGUGUUAAAACUUUGUGACUAUAGUUGUAUAAAUAGGUACCUAAUAGCAAUAUAGUAUAUAGCAAUAUAAGUUAUAUUACUGUAUUGUUUUACUUUAUUGUAUAUUUCAAUAUUUGUAUAAGAAUUUAGUUUUUCUGAUAUGAUUAUAAAUUAUAAUAUUACCAAUGAAUUAAUAAUAUUUAGUAUAUUUAAUUUUUUCUUAAAAUAAUGCAGGAAUAUUUUUCAAUACUAUUUGUAGAAAUAGAAUAUUCAAAUAUAAAAUAAUUUAUCAAAAUAAUACAAUGUUACUAAAUUUUUAUUUUCUUUUUUUCUUUUUUGGUAAGGUGCCCACCAACAACAUUAACACUGUCGUUACACCCAUUUAAUAAUGUUUUGGUCCAUUAUUAAAAACAAAUCUUGACAUUAUAAUUUAUUUUUUUUUGUUCGUCGCGUCUUACAAUAAUAUUAAUUUAAUUUGAAAAUAAAUAAAAUAUGUAAGUACCACGACUUUAGAUACAUCCGUGGAACUUAUUAUUAAAAUAAUUCAGGUAAUUUAUCUAUUAUAUUUGCUUAAUUUAUCAUAGAAUUAAAUUGAAAAAACCUUAAUUUUAAUUGGAACCAAAAAUGAAAAUGAAAAUUUGGAUAAAUUUUCAUAAUUUCCAAUGGAAUAUUUUUAUUCUUUUAAACUUUAUACAAAUCUCUUCUACCAUGCUUAAUUUAAUUGUGUGUAAAUCCUUUAUAAAAAAAUGUUUAAAUAGUAUUAUUCAUUUAUGAUUUAAUAAGGUCUAAAUAACUGUGAAAUAUAGGUUUAUGUGUAAUAUAUACAAAUAUAUAGUAUAUAAUAAACACGGCAAUUAAAAAAAAAAUUUUGAAUAUUUUAUUUUAGAAAUAACGAUUAUUUGAAGUAUCCGUUUUUUUAAAGAUUUUAUCACAUAACUUCUAAAUAAAGUUAGAGCGACAUUUUUUGUAAUUUUUUUCUAAAUUAUCGACUAAAAACACAUAAUAUGAAAAAUAAAAAUUGAAAAAUUUACAUAGGUAUUAAAUUAACUACACUUGUUCUAAAAAUAAUUUGGUAAAAUUGUUGAUGUUAUUUCUUCGUAGAUGUUUAGGUUUUUAAUACCAUUGAAUUAAUUUCAAAUAAUAUGGCAGAUAUUAGCAAAUAUUUUUAGUUUUAAUAUACUUUUUAUAAGUACGACUAUUAAAUUAUACAACAAUUUUAAGUUGAUCAUGCUUGAACCAGAACAUAAUAUAUAUAUAUUUAACUAUACAUUUUAUAUGAUAUUUACAUAUAUUUUAAUUUUUAAUCUAUAUGAAAUCGUUAAAAUUUGUAAAAUGUUAUAGUUACCUCCAGGGAUAGAAUCCAUAUUUUAUAACUAACAAAAAACCUUUAUUUUUAAUGUCAUAAACUGAUGACAAAAUAAUAUAACAACGAUAAUGUUUGAAACAAAAUCACACUAUGGCAUAAAAACUGUAAGGAUCGCGUGUGGUUAACAAAAAAAUACUAACCCAUUAAUCGUUUUACUUAAUGUUUAUCUAACUGAACUGUGUACUCUGAUAUAUAAUCUUUAAAUUGUCUUAAUAUUAAUCGUAUAGAGUUAUUUUCAUUUUAUUGGGUUUUGGCCUUGAUUUUUCCAAAGUCAUUCGCGCCAUUGUGUCCCACUGGUAUAAGUAUACCCAUUUAAUGCACAAGAAACUUCCACAGUUCACUAGUUAAUUCGUACAACUCGAAAUACGAACUGGAUACAUAUCAUUAGUGGGUACCUAUAUCAAAUUGUAUAACUCAUAUUGUGUGUCAUAUGCAUUUUAUAUAGGUGCAUUAAAGUGCAUUUAUUCUCUUCGUGUCUUCUGUUAUACUUGAACACAAUGCUUCUUUAUUAAAUAUCAGAUAAACUAAAAUCUUGUUUUUGUAAAUACCUUAUGCAAAAAAACCAAAAACUUUAAGACAAUUAUAAGUAAAAUAAAAUAUGGAAAAAUCUAAAGUUCAAACAAUAUUAUUUUAUUUACACUUUUUCUCAGAUUUUGAUUCUUUGUUCAAUCACUUUUUCUCUGGUUCUUUACUUCAAAUUUCAUUUAUGUUAAAAAAUGUUUGCUGUUGUAUUUAAAUUAUUAGUCAAACCACCCAUCGCUAUAAUAUUUUACAUAGUAUUAUCAUAUUCAUACAAUAUAUUACAAAGAAGAGAUAACGUAACAGUUGAGGUCUGUUUGUCUAAUUCAAAAUGGUAGCCAAACAUCAAUCACUAUGCUAUUUUACAAGACAUUAUGAUAUUCAUAAGUAAGCAUUAGUUAAACUAAUAUCUGCUACAGGUUGUAUUAUUAGUGUGAACUGUACGAGUAUACAAUUUCCUACUUAAGGUACUAAGGUACAAAAAUUUCAAUGUAAAAAUAUAUUUAAUAUAUUCUAUGUAAUAUUUACCUAUUACAAUAUUUACCAUCCAUUUAAUAUUGUUCUGGUCCAUUAUUAGUCAAGAUAACAUGGAAAAAUACUUAAAACUUCAUGAACUUCAUGCAUUAAAUUACUUAACAGUAUUGUGUGCCAUAUUAUAUGAAACGUAUGCAGUUAUAAAACAAAACUAAAAUAAUUACACCUUAUUAUAUUCAUUUAGGUAUUUAUUUAUUAAUUUGUUAAUAUGUUUAUCCUAGUAAACUUCUCCGAUGUAUAAGUGUAGCACCUUUUCUGAAAAUCAAUUUUAUCUACUUGGUAAAUACAUAGGUCGGUUUUUGAUUUUCGAAACGGUAUUUAAAAUAAUAACGAUUAUCCGAAAAAAAUACGAUUUUUUCACAAUUUCAUUAUUUUAAAUAAGUACCUACCACAUUUUCCAGCAUGAAUAUGGCUCCAGUUGAAAAACGACAAAGACAUUUUUUAAUUGAUAAGUCGUUUUUAAUACUAUUUAAAUUUAACACGAUACAUUGUACGGCACAUCGGUAACAUAAUUAUUAGAGUACCUAUAUGAAAACCAUUAAUAUUAUAUCACCGUUUUUAAUACUAUGUAUCGAUACAUAGUACGGCACAUUGAUCACGCAAUCAUCACAAUAGAAUUAUCAUAUUAUGUACCAAUCUCGAUUCGAAAAAUAUUAUUUUAUAAGUAUUACUUAUGCUCACCAUACAUAGAAAAGAUACAAGUAUUUUUAAUAACAAUGAAAUGUAUAGCUAUGAAACAUAAUCAGUGGUGUCACCGUUAUCGUGCGCACAUGCAGGUAUAAAGGUUUUCGUUUUACUAUUUUGCGGUCGCCCGCGCUACUCCGCAUACCAUUUGACAACUAUCGGUUGCAGAUGUCGACAAAAGAUUUUACGAAAUAUAAUCGUCGGCGACGACGAACCUAUCGGUCAGAGAGCUGUAACUUCUCCUCCGCCCAUCUACCUUUUGCUACGGUAAAUUAUUAUCUAUUAUUAAAUAUUAUUUUAUAUAGAUGGUACUCAAAGAAGAAAGAUUUUUUAUAUUCGCAUACCUAUACGAAAUAUAAUUGACGACGACGACAACGGACAUAUCGGUCCGAGAGCUAUAACCUCUUUCCCGCCCAUCUGCCCUCCGUUUCGAACAAAUAUUAUCUAUACAACAAAAUAAUAAAUAUCACAUAAUCGUCGAGCGAUUUCCUGUACAUAGAUUUUUGUCAACGUCAAUAUAAUUAUUAUAUCCGUUGGUAUCAUCGACCUACUGGUUCAAAGGCCGACAAUAACACGAUCCUCAUUUUCCUACACACACACACACACACUUUGUUAAUAUAGUGCUUUAGAAAUUUGUAAACACAUAUAUGAUAUUAAAUAAAAACAAAUUUUUAAAUAUUGUCGGAAUAUUAUAUUUUAAAAUAAACAUACAUCUAAGGUCGCAUAAUAUAUAUUCUUAUAUUUAGAAAAAUAUUAAAACUUUAUAAGCAAUUAACCAUUUUCGUAAGGUAAAAACUUUUUAAAAUGUACAUUGUUUAGGAUUCAAAUCCAUAUGAAAAAUACAGCAAGGUAAAUUGUCGUCUGUACACAAUUAGUCUAAUCGUGGACACUCCAUGAUCUCUAUAUUGAUAAUUUCGAAUUGCGGAAUAAAAUCUAUGAUCAUUUUUUGUUUCUGUUUUCACGUCUUUUUCACAUAAUGGAUCUGUUUAAUAAAAAUAUUGAACAUUUUUUUCAAAAUAAAUAUUUUGAAAAAAAGGGGUGGUGGAAAAAUAUGUCUUCUAAGUCGAUAAUAAUGUAGGAAAUAAUUAUUUUGAAAAAAAUGUAUGUCGAUGAAGAGGUGGACAAUUCGGACGGCCAUGUAUUAGGUAUAACACCUGGGCGCCUGGGCAUCUUGCACUUGUACCUGUGCCUGGCGUAGAAGCCCUCAUUUCUUACUACUCCUAGACAACAUUCCCUUUCAGAAAUGGUGCCACGCGUAAAUAUCUGAGCAAGAUUUCUGGUAGAAUUUUUGUACACAGGAUAAAAAAAAGGAAAGGUAAGAUAAUGGGGACGGGUGCAGCCACUGAUGUAUGUGGGAAGUUGGGAAGGUAGGAUAUAGAUGGAAAUUUAAUGUAUAUCUGUAAGCAAUGGUUUAUAUUGCUUACGAAAAAACGAUUCUGAGCGGAGUUCAGUUAAUAGUUUUCAUUAUUAAGUGUGAGGGAACUGUAUUGUAUGUGUUAUCAUUUUCUUAUAUAACUUUAAAAUGUACAAUAAAUAAUGCUAUGAUAGUGGAGGCACUAGUCUGUCACUGAUGUGGAGCGGUCCUGAAAUAUUUUCAUCAAUUUUGGUACUUUUUUGAUACUGAAAUUGCUACUCGGGUAUGACUAAAAUAUUGAAGUUUUUUUUUUUAUUAUUUUUGUUCGUACAAGUACAUUCAAAAUGAUACACCUAUAAAGAUAAAUUAUGAUAUUUUAAUUUAAUAAAAUUAAUAUACAUAAAUACAUAAUAUAAUAGUAUAAAAUAGUUAUUUAUGAUAUUAUGUGCCAAUAGUACUAUUAGUGUCAUUAGUGCUAUUACUUAAAUAAUUUAAUAUUAUUAUUAGAAGAUAAGUACUCAUAAUUACUUUUGGUGAUAAGUAAUAAUAAUACUUUUGUGAAUAAUAAAAUUAUAAUAUUAAACUAUAUUUUAUUAGUUUAGAAUUUUUUUUAAACGUUUUUUAUUUUAGUUUUUCAAUUUUUACUUGGUUAUUAUAUGUAUUUCAUAAGUUCAUACUCAUGAUCCGUAUAGCCAACUUUAGACCCAAUGCCUUGAAAAAUUACUCCAUCUAUAAUUAUACAUUAACAAUUUUAAAAAAAAAAUACAUAUUUAUGAUAAGUAUAAGUAAAAACUUCAUUAUUAAAAGUCAUUAAGCACUAACCAUAUUUUAAAAUAUUUUUAUUUAUUUGAUUGUUUAGAACAUUGAUAAUGGCUAUUUUCAAGCUAUCGACAAGUUUCAUUAGUGUAUCUGUCGGUGCGGAGCAAUUUCAAAUCUGAGAUUUACAAAUUGGGUCAUAGGUGGCUGUAAAUAUCAUGAACUUACGAAAUAUAUUAUAUGAUUUUAUUUAAAAACUAGAAUGAUUUUUGCCAGUAGAAAAUAUAAUUACCACGUGUCAGACAAAAAAAAGAAAUGAAAAAGUUUAAAAUAAAUUCUUGACUAUAGUAAAAUAUAUUUUAAUAAUAUAAUUAUAUUAUUAAUAAAAGUAUUAUUAUUUAAUAUUACUAAAAUUAAUUACGAGUUACUUCCUAAUGAUAAUCAUAUCACAUUGUUCAAACAAUAGUGACCUAUUGACAUAUACUAGGUAUCUACCUAUAUUAUAUUAUUUAUGAAUAAUAUUUUAAUUAACUAUUUUGUUUUAUUAUACCUAUUAUAUAUUUAUAUUUAUUAAUAAAUAUGUUAUAAUUUUUCUUGAAAGGUGUAUCAUUUGAAAUGCACCUCUACAAAAAAAAAAAAAAAAAAAAAAGAAUACUUCCAUAAUUUUACUCAUAUUACCAUUGAAAUAUGUACGAAUAAUAAUAUUUUUGGUCCUCUACCGAUAGGCAGCGAACUUGGCGGAAAUUUUAACUGCAGUAAUGUUUUCAAUUAAUUUAUCUUUGGUGGCGGGUGAAAGUGAUUACACUUCCAAGGUUCGAGCUUCAUUUAUCACACGUUCGUUCGAUAUCUUUUUGUAUAUCUUAUCAGUAUUUAAUCCAUGUAUCCUUAUAUCUUAACUAAAUUAUUCGUGGCGCCACACUACUACUAGUACCAUUCAUUAUUAUCAGUUAUCACAUCAUUAAUUUUUGUACACAUUGUUUAUGGGUAAACUAUGAUAUUGAUCAAGUUCAUUUGUGGUAUUCAUAUUCAUUUUUUUUUUUAGUGCAGUUUUUUUAAUUGUCUUAAAUGUUAAUAAUUUAAGUCCAAAAAUAUCAAAUUUUAAAAAAUCACACUAACAAACUAAUGCGAUAUAAAUGAUUCUCUGAGAAUUUAUCUUGUAAAAAAUAAUAUCCUCCAAAUUUAGAAGUAAAAACUCCAAUUUGGCAACAUUGGCGAGACGGGUGGAUCCACCAAUCAGAAGCUGAGAACUAUGACUGUGAGUAAGUUAAGAGAUGUGUGAUAUAUAUCACAAAGUUGCUACCACACGUCCACACAUAUUUAGUAUUUACUUUGUCAUGUAGUAUUUUAUUUCUAUACCUAUGCUUUAAAUUUAUUUAAUUUAAACAUUUUAAGGUUAAUUCAACAUAAAAAAAUAUCAUUCAACUGAAUUCAAUUGAAUUUAUUAAUUUAGAAGACGAUAAUUAUUUUUAAUUGAAGUUUACUAUUUUUCUAUUAUUCUUAUAUUUAUUUGUAUUGAAUAUAAUUCAUUAUAUUAUAAAAAUGGAUAAUUCUAAAAUGAAACAUGAGGUAACUUGUUUUAUACUAAAAUUCUCAAUAAAUAUUUUAAAGGAAUUGUUUUAGAAAACAAUCAUUAACUCUAUUUUAGUUGUUCAAUUCUCAAAUAUAUUAUGUGUUCUCCUGUAAAAAAAAUGUAUUUAAUAUAAUAUUUAUUAAAAUAAAAAGAAUUAUAUAUUUUUUUGUCUUUUCUUAAAUAAUUUAUUAAAAUUCAUAAAACUUUAUUUUUAUUAAAAUAUUAUAAUUUUACAAAGGUACCUGGUGGUAUAACCUCACUUAUGCCAAGCAUUUCUGAUGACUUAUUAAGUUAUAUAAAUUGCAUAGAAACUUUACCAUGUUAUAAAGGUGAAUCAACCUUGCCACCUAGAGAUAUUAAUUUGAUGUCAUUGUAUGCAUAUAAUGAUUUAAACUUCCUACCAACUUGUAUGGUUGUAAGUGAUUUGUUAUUUAUUAAAUUUUCUGAAAUAUUUUUAUCAAACAAUGAUUUUAUUAUAGCCUGUAAGAGAUCCUAAGACUGGUGAAAUCUUAAGUUAUGAAGAAGUCAUUAACAAUGAAAUUAAUCAAAAUGAUGAUGAUUUAAUACCCAGUUUAAAAUCAAUAAACAAUAAAAAUAUUAGAGCCCAACUUGAAAAUGAUGCAUCUUUCUUUGAAUUUGAUCCUAGUAUGUAAACUUUAAAAAAUUAAACAUUUAUCAAAUUAUAAAUAUAUUUUUAAAUGUUGUUUUUACUUUAGAUGAAUUACCAAUAGCCCCUGGAAUGUCAAAGAGUUUGAAAAUAAUCCAAAAUGAUCAAAAUACAACAUUAAAUAUUUUCACUCCUAAAACAACAUUAGAACAUGAAUGGGCUGAAGACAUAGUAGGGGGAUUUUGGGAUGAUGAAAUACCAGAAACAGAAAACCAACCAAAUAUUGUACCAGAACCAAUUUCUGUAGAUGAAAUUAAUCAUAUUAAGGUAAUUAUAAGUUAUUGAUUAAGAAUUUUACUUUUAAUAUAGGUAAUAUUUAAUUAAUCUUAAUUUUUUUCUCAUAGAAAUUUAAAAACUUCCAAUUAAACAUUUCUGAAAAUUCAGAAAGAGCUCUUGUAAAAUCUGAAUGGGUUGAGGAAUUAGAUAUUUCAAAUCCAAUACAUAACUUUGAUGAGCUAUUACCUGAUCCUGCAUAUAAAUGGGAAUUUGAAUUGGAUUCAUUUCAAAAACAAGUAUAUACAUUUUAAAUUUUAUUUUACAUAUUUUGAAUAUUUUCUUAAUAUCGACUGGUAAAAGCAAAAGGGGCUAAGCACCAGUUUAUUUACUUUUCAGGAAAGCAGAAACAAAAUUUUCAUUUGUUCUUAAUUUUGGCGUUGAUGGUAUUUAUUUAUUUAAUGAAGUUAUUAUAUAUUUUAAUUACAUUGUAUAAUACUGAAAAUGUUUGUUAAUUUUUAAACAAUUCAUCUUUGUUAAAACUUACUAUUUUAUGUCUCUUAGCUCCAAUUUUUUUUUUCAGAAGGGCACUUAUACCCUAAUUUAAAUUUGCUAUAACUAUUGCUAUAAUAAUAAUACUUUUAUUUUUAAUAAAUACUUAAUUCAAAAAUCUGUGAUUGAUGUAUUUUUUUCUUAUAAUGUUUUGUAAUUGUAAUUGUAAUGUUAUUUUUAUUUUUGAAUGACAUUAGGUAAUUUGUUUACACAAAUAAUAACAAUAUUAUGACUGAUACAAUAAUAUAAUAUUUAUACUACUACAGUAUGAGUGAUAUCAAUUAAUUAUAAACCUUAAAUAGAUUUGACCUUCCGUUCAUAAAAUUCUUUAAGUGUCAGUUUCCAUAGUAUACACUAUGUAACAUAACCUAUUUUGCCUUUUAUCAGUUGAUGUAUACAUUCAUACCUUUGUAUAGAAACCUAAACAAAUAUUUUAUUUUUAAAGGCAAUACUUAAAUUAGAAGAAAAAUCUAGUGUAUUUGUAGCAGCUCAUACUUCAGCAGGUAAAACUGUAAUAGCAGAAUAUGCUAUAGCACUUGCUAAAAAACACCAGUUGAGGUAAAUAUUCGAUUUUCAAAUGAUCCCCGUCUUUUCUCACAAACUGGUUUUAUAAACCAAAUAUUUUUUGUUACCAUUUUGUACUUACCAUUAUAUAUUUAUACAAAAUAAAAUAUACAAUCAUAUAAUAUAUUUAAAAUUACUAAUUUAGGUGUAUAUACACAUCUCCAAUAAAAGCUUUAUCCAAUCAAAAAUUUCAAGAUUUUAAGAAGAAAUUUACAGAUGUUGGUCUUAUAACUGGAGAUUUUCAAGUGAAACCAGAAGCCCAGUGUCUAAUUGUCACAACAGAAAUAUUGUGUUCAAUGCUAUACACUAAUUCAGAAAAAAUUAAAGAAACAGAAUUUGUUGUUCUUGAUGAAGUUCAUUUUGUUAACGACAGAGAAGUUAGUUAGCCAAUAAAAUGUAUUAAUUUAUAUAUAACUCUAGUAUUUAAAUGAUAUACAAUUACUUUCUUAGUACAUAUAUUUAUAAACAAAUACAAUAUAGCAAUAUUAGUUUAAUCAAAAAAUAGAAUAAAAACAAAAUUAUCUCAAGAUUCACCUUUCUUAUUCUCUUGUCAUAUAAAUGUUUCUAGUUCUCUUUUACUUUAUGAGUAUGAUAUUAUUAAUAAUAUUGGUUUUAAAUAAACUAAAAUCUUAAAUGCUGGUCAGCAUAUUGUUACCUCAUAAUGUAAAUUAUUUAAAAUUUUAGGCUUGAUGAUGAGACUGUCCAAAAAUUUCCGACUUCAAACACUGGUACACUGGUACAGUUAAUCAGUUACAAUCUUAGAAUAUGAAUCCCUGAUCUAGGACCACAUAACUUUGGGGGACUCAAAUCACUUAGACAGAGUCCAAUGUACAUUUUUGAAACUUACUAGGUUUUUUUUCUAAAGAUGAACCAAUGUAGAACAUGAUUAUACAUAUAUCACAGUACUUAAUCUUCCUUCACUAACAGACCAUUAACUUUAUGUGAACAAAGAAUUCUUAUGUAGUCUAUUGUCCGGGACAAUACAGUUGAUUCAUCAACCUUAUUGUCCUUAAUUAAUUACAGAGUUCCUUCGAAACUAACACCUUAACACUCCAUUUCACAUUCCCAGUUACUUUACUGAUUAAUUACUAUUAAUUAAUAAAUUACAGUUAAUUACUUAACUAUAGAAUCAAUCUAUAAAUUAAUUUAGUUAGCUAAUUAUUGAAAAAUUAUUCUAAGUUAAGAGUAAAUUGUAACUUUUCUUAACAUUUUUUUGUAAUUUAUUAUUAUUAAUAUAUUUGUUUUUUUUCUCAAUAAAUUAUGUUAUACAACUUCUAUAACAUGUUUAAAAAAAAAAAAUAAAUUUUCAUAAUUAUUUUAAAUUUCUAUGUUAUUGACAAAAUACUUUUAAAUAUAAUAUAUAGAUAUUGGUUAAACAAUAUAUACAUAAUAAUUGAGGAUGUCAUUAACUUUAUGAGAUAGUGUAUAAAUAAAAAUAUAAUAUGUUCCUGAUUAGGUAUUUAGAUGGCAUAAUAUAUAUGUAUUUUUUAUUAAUAUUAUAUUUCUUUUUAUAUUAUCUAUGAACUACUAAUUAAUUAAUUUGUUUUUAAUGUACAUUUGAAAAGUAAGAUGAAAAAAAUUUAAUAUACAGAUUUUUUUUUGAUAUUAAAAUUAAUAUAAUUUUCCUUUUGGUUAAUAUAAAAUAAAUUUAUAUUAUUUUGAUGUAUAUUUCUUUAUUUGAAUUAUUAAUAGAAGUUUUAUUCCAUGAUUAUAAUAUGAGUUGUUUAUUAAAAUAAUUAUGAACUUUUAUUUUGUUCAUAGAGAGGUCACAUAUGGGAACAAAUUUUAAUUAUGCUUCCUAAACGUGUAAAAUUAGUUAUGUUGAGUGCAACUGUAACAAAUGUCAUUGAAUUUGCUAACUGGAUUGGGCGUACUCGCAACUCUAAGAUUUAUGUUGUGUUUACUCUUUAUCGACCAGUUCCUCUUGAACAUUAUAUUUAUGUUGGCUCAAAUACAUCUUUGGAAAUAAAAGACAAUAUGCAUCUAGUUCGAAAAUCAGACAGCAGAUUUCUUGUAAAUGGGUAUGAUUAUUUUUGAUAGUUUUAGGAUUUUAUUGAACUAGGUUGUUACUACAUUAUAAACUUUGAAAUAUCAGGGUAUUUUAAAUUUGUCAUGAAAAUUCAGAAAUGUCAGAAAAAAAUAUUUAUAGUUACAAAUCACUGUAGAUACACUUAACUGUGUAUAGUUCAUACUUAAUUAAUUAAAGAAAAUUGUUUAACUACAUUAAUAACAAGACAAAUUUGCGAAUUAAUAGCUUUAAUUAUGUAUUAUUAUUAUACCCUGCAUUAUACUGUAGAGCUACAGGAAGAGAUCAAGUAUGUGAAUACUUUAUAUUAUGUGAAUGCCAGAUAAUAAAUAUUUUGUUAGGUUCUCUAACUAUCAAUUAUUAUUAAACUACUCCAACUAAUAAUUCUUCUCCUUUUCUUCAAUCCAACUAUUUGGGGUCAAACUACCUAAAUUUAAAAUUAGAAUACCUCAUUGACAGAAAUCAAACAUUUUAAUAUCAACAUUUAUUUAAAGUAAUACUUUUAGUUCUCAUUUGAAAAACUAAAGUUUGCAUCACUAAAGGCUACUCUUUAAAUGUAGUGAAAAAUCUAAGUAUUCGAAAAUACACAAAAAAAUUCCAAAAAUCACAAUUUGAAUAUAUGCAAAAUUUAAUCAAAAAAAAUGGGGUGAGUACACUUAGUGAACCAUCCUACAUACAUUAAAAUAUAAAUUCAGUAUCUAAGUAUUUAAAAAUAACAAAAAUGUAAUUAGAUAAAACAUUUAAAAAUUUGAUUAAAACAAUACAUAUAAAUAGUACCCCAUAAAAAAUAAUCAGUAAAAUCUGGGUAUUUUGAAAUCUUACAUCUGUACCAACCCUUAAUUAAUUGAAAUAUUAAAUAAGGUUAUUUAAAUAUAUUUACAGAUAUCGUAAAGCUUUUGACCAAUUUAAAAAAAAUCAAGGUAGAAAGAAAUAUCGGAAUAUUAAAUAUGGAAAACCCAAAUGGAUCAAUUUUCUUAGAUUUCUUGAUAAGAAUAGUUUAUUUCCAGUAGUUGUUUUCAUUUUAUCCAGAAAAAAAUGUGACAUAAUGGCAGAAUCUCUAAAAAAUUCUGUAAGUUUUUUAUUGAAUAAUAAAGAAUCGCAAGCAAAUGAAUAUUUUUUCAAUGAGGCUAUAAAAAAAUUAAAACCCGAAGAUAGGAUAUUACCUCAAGUAACUAUUCUUAUAUUUAGUUAUUAUUCUAAUAAUUUAAAGAUUAAUUUUUAGGUUGUUUUGAUGAAAGAACUACUGUGUCAAGGUAUUGCGGUUCACCAUAGUGGUAUUUUACCAAUAUUAAAAGAGAUUGUUGAAAUGCAAUUUCAAAAAAGUUUGGUUAAGGUAAUUAAAAUUUUAAAAAUAAUUGAUCAGUUUUUUAUUAAAUUUAAUUUAAUCACACACUAAAUUACUUUACAGUGUCUUUUUGCCACAGAAACAUUUGCAAUAGGUAUUAAUAUGCCAGCAAGAACAGUGGUAUUUAAUGAUAUUAACAAAUUUGAUGGCAUAGAAAAACGAAAUUUGGCACCAGCAGAGUAUACUCAAAUGGCAGGACGUGCAGGUCGUCGAGGCCACGACCCUAGUGGUACAGUGAUAAUUAUGGCAACAGAAAAACUACCUAAUGACCAAGAAAUGACCAAUAUGAUGCUAGGUUGGUUUUAAAUUAAAAUAAUACAUAUUUUUAAUAUUAUAUACAUUUUAGAUCCCUUUCUAUUUCUUUUAGGUAAAUCUGCAAAAUUUGAAUCUCAAUUCAAAGUUAGUUAUUCUAUCAUUUUGAACAUGUUUAAAAUAAAAAACUCUGACACUCUGGAAACAAUUUUAAGUAGUAGUUUUAUUGAAGCUGAUAGAGCUAAGAAAAAAGAUGAAUAUAUUAAAGAAUUGAAUUCUUUAAAAGAAUUAGAUGAAAAUGAUUAUUGGCAACCAACUAGCCAGCAAGAAUUAAUUGUAAAUGAAUUCUAUCUUGCUACUAAAGAGUAUUUAAACUGCAGAAAAGAAAACUGGGUAAUUAUAUUAUAAAAAAAUACUUACUAGUAUCAAAAGUUAUUUUUUACUAUUAAAUAAAUCAAAAAUAUAUUUUAAUCUAAGUAUACCAAUAUUUUAUAAUUUAAAUUGUAUAAUUAAUUAGUUUAGUUUAAUAUUAAUUACACAAUUGAGUUAAAUAAUUUACAUUAAUAUUAUAAAUAAAUGACAUAUUUACUGAUUUUUAAAAUACAAACAAUUUUUAAUUCAGAAGUCCAAUACCUCUUUACUUCCUGUAAAUACACCACUAGGAUAUACAUUUAUUAUAAAUCAAUUUUUUUUACUUUUAAAUUUUAUAUUUGUAUGCAAUAAAUUUAUAGGUAAUACAUAUAUUAUUAAAAAUUCUAUAAUAUAAAUUUUAUUAUAUAAAAUAACAUAUCCUAACUGACUGACUGACAGACUGAUUUAUUAUCGCCUAGCCCUAACUACACAAACAUGCUGAAAUUUAGCAUACAAAUAGCUAUUAAAAUAUAAGCAUCCUCUAAGAAAGGAUUUUUGAAAAUUCAAACCUCAAAAGGGGUUAAAUAGUGGUCUUUAGGUAUUUUUUGGUACAAAUAUUUAAUUGUUCAUUUGUUCAUCUUUGGGUACUUAUGAGCUACCUUGGUGACAUGGAUGACAAUUUGGUUGUCAUGGACAAGAAAUCUAUUAUUUACACCAUUAUCUAGUAAUAGCAAAGCAUUGCUGGGUUAGCUAAAUUAGAUGGUGGCCAGAUAUAAAAUACUAAAAUAUAGGACCUUAAAAAAAAAAAAAUAAAUCAAUAUUCUUUGGGCAUUUGAUCACAAUUUUACAAAUUAUAAUUAUUUGUUUAAUAUUUUAUUAUGAGUAUUAAUAAUAUGGAUUAAUAUGAUUUAUUUGAUGGCCAAAGUUGAUAUGAAUACAACAAUAUUUGCACACAAAAUUAUGAACAGUGGACACCAACUGACUAACCUAUUACCUACAAAGUUUACGAAUUAUAAAUCCUGUAUAGAAUCAUAGAAAUGUGGCCACAAAAAGAAAAAUAAGCAAAAAUAUACUCAUAUUGUCUUAUCUGCCACCCUAUAGGUCUUCCGAAUUUGAUCCAAUUUUAUACAUAUAAUUAGAUUUACCUAUUCAUUAUCAAAUAGCUAUAUAAUAUUAUUUUAAAAAUGCAUUUAUAUUUUCUACUGUAUCAAUAUUUUAUGUAGAUAGAUGAUAAUUGUAUGUAUAUUUUUUACAUAUUUUGUAUAUAUAUUAUGUUUAUAUUAUGGGCAUUUUGAAUUCUGGACAAUUUAGCAUUCUGAAAACUUUUUUCAGGAUAACAAGACAGACUUUUGAAGUACAAUAAUUUCUCAGAUAAUACUGUACAUCUGGUUAUCUUAAUUAUAAUAUAUUGUAAACAAUAAAUGUAUAUUUAUACUGUAAAUGGGUUUAUACUACACUUCUUGUGAUAUAGUUAUAAAUAAUAAAAUAAUUAUGUGAUUACUAGUUAAUCAUUUUAGUUUACAAUAAAAUAUUUUGACACUACAUAUUUAUUAAGUAUUCAAAUAUUAAAUUUAGGAUAAAAUAUAUGCAGCAGCUGAUAUAAGUUUUAGUGAAAAUGGCAGAUUUGUUAUUAUUGCAUACCAACAUUAUAUUGGUAAACUAGCUAUUAUAUUAUCAAGUAAUACAAAAAAAAUUCCAAAAGAAUUCCGGUAAAUUGAAUUAUGUAUUAUAUUAUAGCUUAUGAAUACUUGGUCUUCAUAAUUUGUUUUAUAUAUUUCAGUGUAUUAGUAUUAGACAAAGAUAACAUAAAAAAUGAAUUAUCUGAUAAUAAAAUUGAUUCGUGGUCUAAAUAUAUCUAUUUAUCUCAAAAAAGAAGACAAAUAAAUAGAUCAUUAGAUGUUUUCUGGAAUAAUGCACAUACAAUUUUAACUAUAUCUUCAAAUUCAAUUAUGGCAAUUACAAAAUUUUCUGGAAAUUUUGAUUAUGAUUCCAUUAUCAAAAAUUGGGAAAUGAGGCAACAUGAAAAUUUUAAGUAUGUAAAAUAUAAUCAUAUUUAAGUAUUUUUACUCACAUAUAAUAUUUUAUAUAAUAAAUGGAAUUAUUAUAUGUGAUGGCAAGGUUUAAGAAUUGAAUUUUUAUUUAAAACAAUUUAUUGACAUGUAAUAAAUGUAUAAUAUGUAUUAAAUAUUUUGAGUUUUAACAAUUAUUUAGACAUGCAGCCAUUUCAAAUCACUGUCAGCGAGCUAUCACAAUGCUAUCAGAAAAGACGUUAUUAUUAAAUCGAUCAAAAGUAGCUAAUUCAAUAUUAAAUUUGUUUGAUCUUCAGAUCCAUCAACUUGAAUUACACAUAAAUAUGUUGCAUUUGAUUGCAUUAGAAAAUCAAUUACAUAGUAUAGAUUUGUCUGAUGUUAUUGCAUUUGAAGAAGUAGUAAGUGUGUGUUUUAUAGUGAGUAUAUUAUGGUUCUAAAACAGAAAAUUAUGAUUCACAGUUAUAAUGUACAAGUGGGUGUCACCUAGCUUCCCUAGAAUGGUCUUUUUAUUUAAUUUCACUGUUUUUUUCCUUUAUUUUUGUUUGUGUGUAUAAGGAUGUUAUAACAACUUUUUUGUUUGCAAUUACUUGUAUAUGAUCUUCAGUCUUUUCUUCAGCCACUAAAAAAAAAAAAAAAAUCAUCUGGUCAUUUUGUUGAUAUAUUUAUUAUAAUUAUUUCCACGUGAUAUGAUAUUUAAGAAAUAAUCACUUAAAAGAACCUCAAAAAAACUCAAUUAUUAUCAAAUUUAUUAAAGUGACCUGAACUUGGCUUUGCCUGAAUGUUUUGUUAAUUAUGCGAAACAUGUCUUCAAAAACAUUUAAAUAUUUGAAUACUUAAUAAAAAAAAUUAAUUUUUAUUAUAAGUGAUUAAGUGUUUAUGAAAAAUGUUUACAACACCAUAAAUUACACUGUACAAAGGUUAUUCAAGACCACACAUUUUUGUCAUAAUACAUCCCUAUUCAUUUCAUGGUGGAUACAAUCUCGGGCCCAAUAUGAACGAAGUUGUUAAUUAUGCCAAUCCUCAAUGUAUUAAAUAUUUAAUUAAUGUCAUUGUCUGUAAUUGUAAUGGAAUUGUACAAUUCAAUGGAUGUAAAGUUAUUAAAGAAUUUAAUACAUCAUUAAUGAUGAUCGAAAUAUUUUUUUGAGAUUCUUUAGAGUGAUAAUUUUGUGAAAGGGGCAGAAAUAAUUUUUAAUACGAAAAAACUCUGAAGAUGUUCAAAAAUAAUAUCACUUUUGAUCUCCUGGUGAACCAGGAAGUAGCUUAGUUACAUUGGGAAAUGUUUUGUAUCUUUCUAUUUCAAUAAAAUUAACAUUUGAUAAAAAAAAACCCCAUAAGAAGAACAAAAAUCACUUUCAACCUCCUGGUGAUCAUCAAAAGUCUUUAGGGUGAUUUUCAUGUUUACACUGAUACUAUUGAGGUCAAACUGAAUAUCUAUGUAAAUUUCAAGACAAACAGCCAUGUAGUUUAGGAGAUCACUACUUUCAUUGUUAUUUUCUUUUACAGUGUUAUUAAAGUGGUAUACAGCAUAUUACCAAAUACCUAAAGAAUUAAAUGAUUUACUUUAUAUUAUAUAUAUAUGAACAACAUUAAUAUUUAAUGAGUGUUGAUUUCAUAAAAAUUAUUUGAAUAAUUAUUCUUGUCUAUAAUUGAUUAGAUUUUAAACCAGAACUAGUUUGAAAAUUAAAUAUAAUGAAGCUAUAUUUCAUAGAUUUAAACAAUAUAUUAUAUUAUAUUAUAAUUGAAUGAUUUUAGUUCUUAAAAGUUUAUAAAUAUCAAACAAGAAAAGAAAGAAUAGCAGAAUUGGAACACCAAAUAUCAAAUAAAACAUUGCAAUUAUACAAUGAAUACAUAAGCAAAGUAGGAGUUCUCAAAGAACUAAAAUAUAUAAAUCCUAAAAAUGAAAUAAGUAAGUAAUCAUUAUUAAUUGUUAUAAAAAUGUAUAAUAUAUGAUUAUAUUUGUUUAAUUUUAGCAACUCAAAAGGGAAAUGUAGCUGCAACUAUGGGAUCACAUGAACUUUUAAUUACUGAGUUACUUUUAUGUAAUAUGUUUGAAGAAAUGAAACCGGAAGAAAUUGCUGCAGUUCUAUCAUGUUUAGUUUGUGAGUCAAAAUCUGAUUUUGAUGUGGGAUCAAUUAAAGAAGAAAAUUUAGUGAAGGUAUAAAUUGAAGAAAAAUUGUUUUACAUUAAAAAAUACUCAAAAACCACAAUUUUAUAAUUAAAAAUAUUGUAAUCUUAGGGAAUGAAUUUAAUUAAACAAAAACAUAAUUACAUUCAGUCAGUUGAAUCAAGCUAUUUGAGCAACUAUGAACGUGUUGAUCUUAACUUUAAUCUAGUUAAAGUGCUACAUUUAUGGGCUCAACAGAAGGUAAACCAUUAUAUAAAUACAAACGUAAUAUAGAUAUUGUACUCACCUGUAUCACAUGUUUUUACCAUUGUUAAUCAAUGAAAUAAUUCAUUUUUCUUAGCCUUUUUCUGAAAUAAUGGAAAUAACAGAUAUUCAAGAAGGAAUUAUAGUACGAUGUAUAGUUCAAUUGAAUGAAAUUUUGACGGUUAUUAAAAAUGCAGCAAAAACAAUUGGUACUAAUACAAUCAGUGAAAAAAUGCAAGUAGUUCUUGAAAAAAUAAAAAGAGAUAUUGUAUUUACUCCAUCUUUAUACAUGGAAUAAGUUUUAGUUUAAAAGGCAUAUAAAUAAAUUAUAAUAAUUGACAAAAAUAUUAAAUCUUUAUUACUAUUAUUAGAGUGUUUAAUUUGUACAAAAUCUGAACAAUAAUAGGUAUAAACCCAU
Cinara cedri is the source of this 19148-nucleotide messenger RNA. Lineage: Eukaryota; Metazoa; Arthropoda; Insecta; Hemiptera; Aphididae. The record is from the annotation of a GenBank genome assembly.